Messenger RNA from Euleptes europaea (tarantolino), 1335 nucleotides. RefSeq names its product protein phosphatase 3 catalytic subunit beta (gene PPP3CB). Gene Ontology annotation, cellular component: calcineurin complex; cytoplasm. Gene Ontology annotation, biological process: calcineurin-mediated signaling. The transcript is spliced from 13 exons. The coding region runs from base 16 to 1335 and encodes 439 amino acids. Lineage: Eukaryota; Metazoa; Chordata; Lepidosauria; Squamata; Sphaerodactylidae. The record is from RefSeq and is a predicted model, not a curated record. Gene Ontology annotation, molecular function: calmodulin binding; calmodulin-dependent protein phosphatase activity.
AGAAGAGAGAAAACCAUGAUAGAAGUUGAAGCUCCCAUCACAGUGUGUGGUGACAUUCACGGCCAGUUCUUUGACCUGAUGAAAUUAUUUGAAGUGGGAGGAUCACCCGCUAGCACAAGAUACCUCUUCCUGGGUGACUAUGUGGACAGAGGAUAUUUCAGCAUAGAGUGUGUGCUCUAUUUGUGGGUUCUGAAGAUUCUAUACCCAAACACAUUAUUUCUCCUGAGAGGUAACCAUGAGUGCCGGCACCUGACAGAAUAUUUUACUUUUAAACAAGAAUGUAAAAUAAAGUAUUCGGAAAGAGUCUAUGAUGCUUGCAUGGAAGCUUUCGACUGCCUCCCUCUGGCCGCACUUUUAAACCAGCAGUUCCUCUGUGUCCACGGUGGUCUCUCGCCAGAAAUCAACACGAUAGAUGACAUCAGGAGGCUAGAUAGAUUCAAGGAGCCACCAGCAUUUGGACCGAUGUGUGACUUACUGUGGUCAGAUCCCUCUGAAGACUUUGGAAGCGAAAACUCACAAGAGCAUUUCAGUCACAAUACAGUCAGGGGCUGCUCCUAUUUUUAUAGCUAUCCUGCAGUUUGUGAAUUUUUGCAGAGUAAUAAUUUGUUGUCCAUUAUCAGAGCUCACGAAGCACAAGAUGCCGGUUAUAGAAUGUACAGGAAAAGUCACACAACAGGGUUCCCAUCGUUAAUAACCAUUUUUUCGGCACCCAACUACUUGGAUGUCUACAAUAAUAAAGCUGCUGUAUUAAAAUAUGAAAAUAAUGUGAUGAAUAUUCGGCAGUUCAACUGUUCGCCACACCCUUACUGGCUGCCAAAUUUCAUGGAUGUCUUCACGUGGUCAUUGCCGUUUGUGGGAGAAAAAGUGACAGAAAUGCUGGUGAACGUUCUGAGUAUUUGCUCUGACGACGAGUUGAUGACGGAGGGAGAAGACCAGUUUGACGUAGGUACAGCGGCAGCAAGGAAAGAAAUAAUCAGGAACAAAAUCCGGGCAAUUGGCAAGAUGGCCAGAGUCUUCUCUGUUCUCAGGGAGGAGAGCGAGAGCGUGCUGACCCUGAAGGGUUUGACCCCCACGGGGAUGCUGCCCAGCGGCGUGUUGGCUGGAGGACGGCAGACCUUGCAAAGUGCCACAGCAGAGGCCGUUGAGGCUGGAAAAGCAAUACGAGGAUUCUCUCCGCAACAUAAAAUCUGCAGUUUUGAAGAGGCCAAAGGUCUGGACAGGAUCAACGAGCGCAUGCCGCCCAGGAAAGAUGCUCUUCAGCAGGAUGGCAUUAUUUCAGUCAGCACAACUAAUGCCAAUGGAAACAAGGGGACUGGCAACAAUAAUGCACAGUGA